AUGAGCGAGCUGCUCAGAGAACGGGAUUUCCUGGUUCAAGUUGGAUACUGCGCUUAUCAGCUGAUUUCGAAUAAGAUAUCAGAGAUCUAUAUCGCGAAUGGCUUCGCCGACAUUCUGCGACAUCUCAGAAUGUCAGAAUCAAAAACGUGUGACUUGAGCAACUUUCCAGCUGAAGUAUCGCUAAAAGUUCUAAAAUAUCUUGAUGCGACAGACUUGUCCCUCGCGAGUUGUGUUUGGUCUGAACUCGGCUCAGAUGGAUCCGUUUGGGAGAAUCUGUGCAAAAGAACUUGGAAAAUCCCCGAUUCUCUUUACAAAAACAAGCCCAAAAGCUGGAAAUCCUUGUAUCUCCUUCUCGACGAGUCAUGUGUUCAAUUCAACGUAGAGCCUGAAUGGGGACUCAAGUUUCUUGACGAAAAAGAGCUGCUGAAAAGAACUGAUUCGCGAGGAAUCGCACAGUUUAUAAAUGGUACAACAAGGCUUCAUUGGAAUCAAGUCAGGAGUUUUUUGACUUUGAGGAAGAACACUGAUGUUUUGGAGCAUUUGACCGGAAUGAUGAAUUUCAAGGAUCAAUUUUUGCCGACAAGUCUUCGAAAAUUCUUCGCCAUGUUCCAUGUCCCAGUUCUUGGCGACCGGCAACGAAUGGAUACUGUUCUCGCCAUCUUCUCCCGAGAGUUUUCGACUCAAAACGCUCAGGACUCCCACGUGACUUUUGAUGGAGUGUCGAUCAUCGCCUAUGCUCUGGUUUUAUUGAGCGUUGAUCAAUUUGCCCUUGCGGGACAAAUAAGAAAUAAGAUGAGCAAACGAGAGUUUAUCAAAAAUACUCUACGAGCUCUUGAAAAUGCUGAUGCUAGCUGCGAAAAAUUUACGUCCGAAGUUGGAGAUUAUUAUGACAAUGUCUACUUACUUGGCCAUAUUGCUCCGGAAAAGUGGGACUGA
This is a messenger RNA of Oikopleura dioica, 936 nucleotides long. Lineage: Eukaryota; Metazoa; Chordata; Appendicularia; Copelata; Oikopleuridae. The record is from the annotation of a GenBank genome assembly.